AUGGAAGAAAACCUAAAAGCUAUAGUUCCACAUCAGUUUGGUGGUCAUAGUUUGUGUAAUGCAAGGUUUUGUGGUUACAAACGGAAGCCUGGUUCCAGCUACACACAUCGUAGCCUUCCAUAUAAAACUUCACUCCAGGACAGUAAUCUCAGACAAAAAUUACAACAGUUGUUUGAUCCAAUAAUAUAUAAUGCUGGUCACUAUAUAGAUCUUGGUUCGAGCCAACAAUGUGAGCACGCAAACAAAGAGGUCACACUAAGAGCACCUAAAAGUCAUCACUAUGGAAACUCCAGUAGUCUUGAUUAUCGUGUCCAUGCAACAGCAGCAUUCAUAAAUGAAGGAAGGCAUUAUAUUUCUAAGGGUUACUCAAUGUUGGGUCUUUCACCUGGGACUCAUACAGUUCGUCAUGCAGAGAAAUGUAUGAAACAGCGGGAAAAAAAGAGAGAAAAGGCAAAAUCCCCCUCCACCAAACUUAGACGAUUGUUGUUAAAACAGGAACGGGCCACUAAUCAGGGUGCAAAUGAGGCACUGGAAGGAGAUACAUAUCAGUCUGGUAAGUUUAUAUGUAGAACACUUUAGAACAUAUUAUAAUGCAUAUGAUGUAUAUAUACAGAGAACAUGUAGUACACAUGAAUGUAGGGGCGUCCA
Ruditapes philippinarum (Manila clam) is the source of this 648-nucleotide messenger RNA. RefSeq lists its product as uncharacterized. The record is from RefSeq and is a predicted model, not a curated record. NCBI's taxonomy places the organism in Eukaryota, Metazoa, Mollusca, Bivalvia, Venerida, Veneridae. The transcript has 2 exons. Bases 1 to 579 code for a protein of 192 amino acids.